This is a messenger RNA of Melanaphis sacchari, 1002 nucleotides long. RefSeq lists its product as uncharacterized. The transcript is spliced from 2 exons. The record is from RefSeq and is a predicted model, not a curated record. Bases 673 to 1002 code for a protein of 109 amino acids. NCBI's taxonomy places the organism in Eukaryota, Metazoa, Arthropoda, Insecta, Hemiptera, Aphididae.
AAAUAAGGUGCACGUCGUGCACUAACCGGACUGUUGCUGAUUGAGCGUGAUAAGAACCGAGCAACAAACUAGAACGAGAACGGAGGACGCAGAAGGAAAAUUUAACAAGAUCCAACACUAGGCAGAUCCAUCGAUCAGAGAGUCAGCGGCUGAUCAAAAUUCCAAUCACUUCAUUUAAAACUGUCUCACAAAGGUCGACUACCCCAAGGCACGAGUAGGAUACCCACUGACCCACGCAACGUGCUAGCACUCUCCAGGUGAUCGUGAUUGAAAAUAAAAAGGGUAGUAGAAGAGGCUACCACAUGGCGCAACUGCUCGAAAAACAAGAGGCUCCUAGAACGACGACAUUAAACACAAAAGACCGAGACAAAAGGAAAACUACCUAAACCAACGCUGGCGCAAAGCACUUUAAACGAACGAAGCUGGUCCUAAGGUCAUCAAUAUGUUGUUUUUUUUUUACAUGAAACGUAUAAAAAUAAUUUAAAUGUGCACCCAUAAAUGCCAUAACUGUAACAGUUAAAAUUUAAUAAUAUGUCAUACACAAUUAUUUAAUUAAAUGAUCGCAAUGUCGCGGAAGUAAUACGAAAAUAGUUCCCGCGCCAUUGUCGGUUCAAACAGGAAAUAAAAAGGAACCACUAGUGUUUUAAUCGCGAUUAUUAUAAUAGUUCCACUAUGGCUGACCAUUCGUUUGAACCACCUUGGAGCGCUGACAAUCCAUUGCAGUUUGGAAAUAUUCCGGAAAAUCCAGUAAUUAGUGAAAUUAUAUGUCAAUUGGAUGAUUUUUUACGGCAAAGAGAAAAACUCAGUUGUCCUAACGAUGAAAUAGAUACCAAAAUAUUAUCAGUUAUUCGAUGUGCUAUGGAUGGUCUUAAGAAUUUAAUAGAACAAAAUUUAACACCAUUAACAGACAUCCAAAAACGAGUUUUAAUCAAUAAAUGUAGAUUUAUCAUUAAAGAUGCAAUCAAAGUUAUUGAAAAAACCUUGAAAAUACAAUCAACUUAA